ACUCAUGCGCGAUGACCAUGGAGGCGUCCAGGAGUUUCACAGAAGGAUGUAAUUUCCAAACUCAGCGUGCAGCGAAGGAUGCCUCCUCAAGUCAAGUACUGGAGAGACGGGACGCAGGUGGAUUAUGUUAAUAGCCAAUGCUCCGCGAUGAAGUGAUGGAUGCGGUGACUGCCAAGUGACAAGACUCAGAAGUUGAUUUUGUUCCAGCUUCGGGGACAGUGGACAGUUCAGCCAUUUAAGCGACUUAAACAAUCAGAAAGGACGGAACGCAGAAUCAAUUUGAAAAUCAUGCACUGUUCAUUUCCAUGGAGAGAUGGCAUGCGUGCUCCUCUUCAGUCGUCUCCUUCCUUUCUCACACCGGCUCACAAGAACAUCCAUUUGCUUAUUAUCCCUUUUCCUUUCAUAUUUGUGCUACUGUGCACUGUUCCCUGCAGAUGCCAUCAUGCAAAAGUCAGGUGAUCCGACGCCCAGCUGUCAGCGCGUCCUGGCCGAUGGAGCCAAAAGGCGCACUCAGAAAUACCUGUCUUGCGUUUUGCCGUUGGAUGCGAGACCGAGCAGUGUUGAGGCAUCUCGGCUGAAACUCGACCAAAGACCUCCUUCGAUUCUUCACAUCGUCGGGAACGACACGCCCAGUCCUCCCAUAGGUAAUCUAAAGUUUGGGAAUAAAAAGUUACCAAAUGCCAUCAUAGUUGGUGUGAAGAAAGGAGGCACCAGGGCUGUUCUGGAGUUCAUAAGAAUUCACCCUGACGUGCGAGCGGCUGGCACCGAGACACACUUCUUCGACAGGAACUAUGAUAGAGGCCUGGAGUGGUACAGAGGUUUAAUGCCAAGGACUCUUGAAAGCCAAAUCACAAUGGAGAAGACACCAAGCUACUUUGUGACAAAAGAGACACCACACCGGAUCUCUGCCAUGUCCCACGAUACCAAGCUCAUUGUGGUGGUGCGUGACCCCGUCACUCGUGCAAUAUCAGAUUACACUCAGACUUUGACCAAAACGCCUGACCUGCCGAGCUUCCAGGAGCUGGCCUUCAGAAAUCAGAGCCUGGGCAUUGUGGACACGUCCUGGAACGCCAUUCGUAUUGGCCUGUACGCUCUGCACCUUGAAAACUGGCUCCGCUACUUCCCUCUGGCUCAGAUCCAUUUUGUGAGCGGAGAGCGUCUUAUCACAGACCCAGCAGGGGAGUUGGCUCGGGUGCAAGACUUCCUUGGGUUAAAGCGCAUUGUCACGGACAAACACUUCUAUUUCAACCGCACCAAGGGCUUUCCUUGCCUUAAGAAGCCGGAGAGCAGCGGCUCACCCCGCUGCCUGGGCAAGUCCAAGGGCCGAACUCAUGUGCAGAUAGACAGAGAUGCCAUUGAGCAACUGCGAGACUUCUAUAGACCUUACAAUGUCAAGUUUUAUGAAAUGGUGGGUCAUGAUUUCAAGUGGGAGUAGAGGAUUGACAUAUUUUCAAAUGGUACAAGAAAGAUUUAUGUAUUCCAUGAAUGUUAAAAAAUGGUUUGCCUACAGUAAUAUAUCUAGGCUAGCUAUCAUAGCUAACUAUCAGCAGUCUUUUCAAGUGAAAUGGCAAAAGCAGUAUUAUUAUUACUAAGAUGACAUUGCUUUUGCACUUCAUUAGUACCAGCCAGCAUCAGCAUCCUGUUUGUUGCUAGAUAUAGUCGUCAUUUCAGCUUCAGGAUCACAUGUUUUCUGUUCCUGUUACUGUGUGUUAUUGCUGACUAUUCCCCAUUUGCUAACUGGUUGAUUUAAAAGAAGGAAAUUCCAGGGAGUGGGAUUAGUUCCUAUUAAAACCUGCUUUACUAAUCAAGGCAGGGCUUGAAAGUAAGACCUUGGAAAUGUCAGUGGAGAGCAGAAUUAAGCUGCAACACUGUGGUGGCAAAUCUGAAAUGUAAAGCCAUAACGCGAGUAUGAACCACCUAAUAUUAUUUAAUUGUUGGUCUCAUCAGUUUCUGUACAGAGUGAAAAAUGUCUUUCUCAUUCUUUCCAGCAGGAAUAAGAUUAGUUAGCAUGUGCUGCAAAAUGCAGCACUUCACUUGUGCUUUACAUGCAAAAUCCAUGUUUAUAUUUUUGUUACAAAGUAUUUAAUCACUGCCAUAUCCACAAUGCUUGUCCAUGAACUCCAUUAAAUGAAACAGAAGCACAAUGAAA
Molecule: messenger RNA, 2149 nt
Organism: Micropterus salmoides (largemouth bass)
Lineage: Eukaryota; Metazoa; Chordata; Actinopteri; Centrarchiformes; Centrarchidae
Product: heparan sulfate glucosamine 3-O-sulfotransferase 2-like
Exons: 2
Coding region: 314-1435 (373 amino acids)
Molecular function (GO): [heparan sulfate]-glucosamine 3-sulfotransferase activity
Source: RefSeq, a predicted model, not a curated record